AUGGCUUCCCAACUCCAAUUCAUCGAGCCUGCCGGCACAACUACCACAUCAAUCAUACAAUCAGUAUCCUCUGGACAAUACGGUUCAUCAAAAUCCAUCGCAGCAGGACUUCGUUCUCUUCGGGACCAGAACUCAGAACCGAUAAUACAAUCUACUGGACAAUCGACUACUACUUCGGCCUUUACCAACCGGUUCAACCCUUCUGCGCAGCUUUCACAGCAUCAGAAUCCUUACGUCUCUGCGAUUCCCUCUCAGCGACCUCGUCCCCAAGUACCUUUGUUUUCACAAUCAACUGGGAGCGUACCGCGAACUCCAAACAUGGCUUUGCAAGGUAAUUUGGCACAUGCACAUUCACACGCACCUUUCCGCAAUGACUCACAUUUACAUGCAGACAUGGAUCUUUUUGAUGAAUUCACUGCUUUCGAGGGUGGUGCCUCGACACAAAACUCAUACUCCUCAGCUUAUUCCUCUCCUGCUGUUGCAACAAUGUAUGACCCGAUCAACAACUUGUCUAGCUCAAGCUCUUUCAAUAUGGGAACCGUUUCACCUCAAGAUCUAUCUCUUCGCGACUCGUUCGCCUCUGCUCCCAACUCGGCUGCCUUUACGAACUUGACCUCUCCUUCGACGUUCAACGAGUCCCCUGCGUACGAUCAUGAUUACGAGUCUCCUUAUAUCUCUCAUGAUGCGCUCCAGGAACAAACCAAGGACCAUAUUGCUAUCCAAGGCGAUCCUUGGUUUUCUCUUUUUCCUGAAGAUGAUGCCCCCGUCGAACUACCAAACGUCGAUAAUUCUCCUUUACUAGUAGAGGAAGAACUGGAAGUCGCCGACCAACUCAACGAGAAAAAGGAUAGACAUCGCAGAUCUGGCUCUGCCAUACUUUCACCAUCAGCAACUUCAGGUAUUCGAAAGUCCCGCGAAAAGGCCUUAUCACCCAUCAUCGUUGAAAAUCCUUCAGACCUCAAGGCAAUGAAAAGAGCUCGUAACACUCUUGCCGCUCGAAAGUCUCGACAAAGGAAGAUGCAAAGAUUCGAAGAACUGGAAGAUCAAAUCGCAAAAUUAACCGCUGAACGAGAACACUGGAAGAGCCUCGCUUUAAAAAGGAACGCUUGA
Messenger RNA from Sclerotinia borealis F-4128, 1110 nucleotides. The record is from the annotation of a GenBank genome assembly. Lineage: Eukaryota; Fungi; Ascomycota; Leotiomycetes; Helotiales; Sclerotiniaceae.